Molecule: messenger RNA, 7064 nt
Organism: Mya arenaria
Lineage: Eukaryota; Metazoa; Mollusca; Bivalvia; Myida; Myidae
Product: cyclin-dependent kinase 12-like
Exons: 12
Coding region: 496-4647 (1383 amino acids)
Biological process (GO): transcription elongation by RNA polymerase II; positive regulation of transcription elongation by RNA polymerase II; protein phosphorylation
Cellular component (GO): cyclin/CDK positive transcription elongation factor complex; nucleus
Molecular function (GO): ATP binding; cyclin-dependent protein serine/threonine kinase activity; RNA polymerase II CTD heptapeptide repeat kinase activity
Source: RefSeq, a predicted model, not a curated record
UAAAAUUUAGGUCAUUUCACUGUCGAAUUGUCAAAAUUGAUCUCUGUAGAAAUCGCUGAAAAUCUAUGGCAUCAUUGAAAAAUUUGCAUGAACAAAUAAAAUCUUGAAAACAUUAAAGUCUUUUUUGAUUGAAUAUCAGUAUAUUUUCGCUAUCAACAGCGAAUUAAACGUAAUAAUUACGAAAAAUACAAAUAAACAAAUCGAAACCAACGUCCCGGCAACAUCCUGUUUCAACAUGGCAUAAAAGACAGAUUAGUGACCGUCGCCAUUGUACGCAACUUGCAAAUGCCAAGAGGACUUAGUGUUUUGCAUAAAGAAUCAAGUUUGAAUGCUGUGGACUUCGUUCUUGUGGUCAAAAUAUGGAUUUUUAUGAGGUUUAUGUGAAGAUGGACGGAGACAUCUUGCGGUUCAAAAUGUCGGAAGGGAGGUAACUAUCGAUUUUUUUCUGAACUACCAUCAUGUGGCAUUAUUUUUUUGUGUGAUUUUCUGUAAAAGAUGCCUCGUCAGCGGGAGCAAGAUGUUUACGACGAGUAUGACGCUCGUUCAUACGCACAUCUUGUACCCGGAAGUAACUCGACGUCGCAAAGUCAGUCUUACAGCAAAAAAACGGAGAAGAGAAAGAAGUCCAAACACAAAUCUCACAAGAGACCCAAAGAAAAAGACAGAAAUGAGCGUGAAAAAGGUCGUGGUUCUGGAAAUGCUACAGUUGAAAUGAUUGGUCGGACAAGUAUAGUCGCGUAUGAAGAUGUUAGUUCGGAUUCUGGUUCGUUAUCUGACGUAUCUGGCGCAGCAGCGCAAGUAGCACCAGGACGUGUUGAAAAUAGACCCAAAAAAGAUCAAUCUCCUGCUUCAGCAAUACGGUCAUAUAUGAAUGAGAGAAGCCAUAGUAGCUCGCCUGUGAUACGUGAAACUAGUCCAUAUCGAACUGAAAAAAGUGCUAAAAUUAAAAAGUCUAAAAAGCGGCAUCGGUCACCAGAACUUGUUAAAGAAGUGGACGCAAAGUUAAAAGCUUAUGCAGAACCACCCAAAGCAUAUGUAGAACCUCCUAAGGCAUAUGCAGACAUGCCAUCAUCAUCAUCAUCAAAAAGUGCUUACCGUGUUACAAGUCCAACUGGCGUGAAGAAGCGGUACCGGUCUCGAUCUCCUACUAGUCCAUACAACAGGAGACGCAGUAGAAGCAGAUCUAGAGGUCGCAGUAACAAAGCAGUACGUCGCUCCAGAAGCCGAAGUUGGGGACGACGAAGUCGGUCGCGGUCUCGUAGCCAUUCCAGACAGAUGAAACGGCGUAAUUCUCCACCAGCCAGCCCUACUCGUACUUCAAAAUCUCGUGACUAUGUGAGCAGUAGCAAGCUCAAAUAUGCUCCAACUAGCCUUGCAUCAGAGCUAAGCAAGCAUAAAAAAGCUCGUGAAAUGCGAGAUGCACAGCUUGCAGCAAAGCUGCGGCAUUCUUCGAGUAAACAUGAGGACAUUAAAGUAAAGCACGAACGGGCAGAACCUCCAAGUCCUGAUCGCAGCAGAAAAACAGUUGAACCUCCAUUAAUUAAAGAGCCUGAGUAUUCUAGAAAAGAGCGUUUGCAGGAUGCUAGACAGUCAAAUAUUGUAGUAAAGGUGGAAAACGUCCAGCAUCAGCAUAACCAUAGGGGCUCUUCACAGACCCGUCUUCUAGAGGCUCCUAUUGAUUCACCUAAAAGGCUACCACCAGAGAAAAUACCUGAGAAAGAAUUUAUGAAUGAGGAGAGACCAUCAGCACUUCCACCAAUGCAUCAACAUGUUUCUCUCGCCAAAGAUUCGCCAUAUGAGAAUGUAAGCGAUGUGGAACCUAGUCCUGCUGCUAGCGUGCCCCAGAAGGCAACCCCACCCCUUUCUUCUGUCUCCAGCAAGCACAGAAUCAUCGACCUUCCAAUGCCACCCACUGUAGACUACCCAAAGAGCAGACCUAGAGAGCAUCGGCCAGCCAGUCCUCAGCGACGUAGCGGGCUGAUGGAUCUCCCAAUGCCUCCGAUCAUUGACGAGCCGGAUAAUGACGUGGACACGGUGGAUACGCCCGUGUCUGAUGCGGGUUCUGGUGAUAAGAAGGAACAUAAACCAAAGAGACCUAGGCUUUGCCAAAAUCGAUUUACUCGUGAGCGUGUCAAGGGGGAGUGGGGAGAGGGAUGUGUGGACAUGUACAAUAUAAUUGAGAUUAUCGGAGAGGGAACAUUUGGACAGGUGUAUAAAGCAAAGGAUGGUGCAACAGGCGAGCUGGUGGCAUUGAAGAAAGUCCGGUUGGAGAACGAAAAAGAGGGAUUCCCGAUCACAGCGGUGCGUGAGAUCAAGAUUCUGCGCCAGCUCAACCAUGCGUCCAUCAUUAAUCUGAAACAGAUCGUCACCGAUAAACAGGACGCUGUUGACUUCAGAAAGGAUAGAGGUGCAUUUUACUUGGUGUUUGAGUACAUGGACCAUGACUUGAUGGGGAUCCUCGAAUCUGGUCUUGUCACAUUUGACGAACUUCAUAUAGCCUCGUUCAUGAAACAGCUCCUGGAGGGACUCAAAUACUGCCAUGAUAAGAACUUCCUGCACAGAGAUAUUAAGUGCUCAAACAUUCUGCUGAAUAACAGGGGCCAGAUUAAGCUUGGAGACUGGGGUUUGGGACGACUGUAUGAUGCCGAGGACAAGGAACGGCUGUAUACAAACAAGGUUAUCACGCUCUGGUAUCGACCCCCGGAACUUCUUCUAGGAGAAGAGAGAUAUGGACCCUCUAUAGACAUCUGGAGUAUAGGAUGCAUUCUGGGAGAAUUAUUCACUCGUAAGCCAAUAUUCCAAGCCCAACAAGAGAUAGCGCAGCUGGAGUUGAUCAGUAAAACUUGUGGCUCCCCCUGCCCCGCAGUCUGGCCUGACGUGAUUAAGUUGCCACUAUUCCACACGUUCAAACCGAAGAAACAAUACCGCAGAAAACUCAGGGAAGAGUUCUCAUUCCUACCAAAGCCAGCUCUAGACUUGAUGGACACAAUGUUGGAGCUUGACCCGAUCAAACGUUGCAACGCAGACCAGGCUCUUAUGUCUCCGUGGCUAAAAUAUGUCGAACCAAAACUCAUUGUACCACCAGAUCUGCCCAAAGACCAGGACUGCCAUGAGAUGUGGUGUAAGGAGAGGAAAAAGAUGAUAAAAGAGAUGAAAAAUCGUGGAGAAGAUACAAGUAACCUGCUCAAGAUACCACCCAAUAAGCCUUCAAGCAGGGAGGGUAGUCGUGAUAGAAUAUCGAUACCACAGAAAAAUGUCCCACCACCCUCUAGCAAAGAUGCAUCAAGUGUCGAUAAAAACAAGCGUCAAAGCAUGAAUGCUAAAGACACUAAACCUGUGAAACAGGAACCACCAGUGUCACGUAGCGCAAGUAGUGCUAGUUAUACAGCCAAUCAAAAGCAGCUGAGCUCUAGUACCAAUGUGAGCAGUGUUCCCUCAGGCAAGCCAGGGCUGUUGUCUCAACCCCCAGAACCCAAGCCCGUAAACAUACCCAAAGCUCGUGAGCCCACUCCUCCUGAAGACCCCACCUUGCCUCAUAGGUUUAUGGAUAUAACGCAGUUUCAAGCACCAGAAGAUAUGGAGGGGGAUGAUGAUCGCUCCGGGGUGCAGGCUGUAAAAAGUACUAAUCCCAAUCCCGAUAUGAACCAGUUGACUAUAAUGUUACAACAGGGAAUGUCUAUAGAAGAAGUUGCCAAGGGCAUGAAUAUCAAACUUGAUGAACAGACUUUCGAGUUACUGUCCACUCUUAAACAACAACUGGUGUUGGCCUCAGCACUUGCAAAAUCAGCAAUGACCGCACCCACAGGGGUACCAGUUCCUGGGGGCAAACCGUCUGGUAAUAAUGUUGGAAAAACUUAUGACUACAGCAAUGCUCAAUAUAGUGCCAAUCCCACCGUGUCGGUUGGUGGAAAUGGAAAUGCGUUUGUGAAUGAUAACUCUCAAGCACCUUUGAGUGCAAGUAGUGGUGAUUUCAGUCAAGAUUAUUCCGCUCAAAAUUCAGCUUAUCCCCAGAGCAGGAAUCUCGGGGAGGGUGGGGUGGAUACAUACACAAAUUACGAGACUCGAAAUAUGGAUAUUUCUAAUGACAGUGCUGAUAUAUCUGUAGACAAUUCAAGCCGGGAAAGAUUGAAUAGUUCAGAAAUAGGGAACUACAGUAUGGAUAGUGCUACUGGGGUUGGAUAUGGGGAAUAUAGUCAUGAUAGUUUGCCCCCGCAAGCAGGACAGGAUAGUGUUGGAGGUGUGGGUGGUUAUAAUAGAUACGGGGGGUCGGAUGCGCGACACAGUGCUCAGAAACAGUAUUCCUAUGGGUCGGAUAAUGGUGAAACUUCCCAACGAAUUAGUUCUCAUAGAAACUCUAGCUCUUCAAAUUAUUCCAAUUCCGGUGCUGGAAUACCAAGUUUAUUAGACUCGUCUCCGCCAUUUCCAAGAAAAUCGGACUCAACGUCAGGUGCGAUAUAUGGACGACAGAUGUCAGGGGAUGGUUUGGGAGGUGGGUUUGCGUCUGGAAGAGGGGGUGGGGGCAUAGGGAAGUUUGGGGCACAAGGGAGGCAGGAGCCCCGCCCCUUGAUGUCGUUUGAAUCAAGUCGCAGAAGUGGUUCAGGUUCGGCAGGAUUCAGAGGAAACCAGUUCAAAAGAGAAAAGUGGUGACAAUAUUUGUGUGUUAAUGAGUCAGUGGUCACAAGAUUGAAAUGUUAAAAUGAUACAGAUGCGGUCUCGAACUGCCGAAAGCCUGUCUCAGCUAUGGAUUUGAUUCAUGGUGUCGAUGUUGAUCAAUGCUUUGAUCAUUUCUGAUGCUAAUGCUGGAUUUGAACCGGAUGUUGUUUGCCCUAAGCAUGUGCUUUAAAGUCCUGUUUCAUUUUUUUAAAAAGAUGGUCAUAGACUUGUAGGCAAAGUAAGAUUUGUUGUGUAUGAAAACAUCCUGUGGUGUAUUAUACAGAAUGACCAUGUGAAUCAUGUUCAUUUUUCCAAGGUCAAGUUACUGUAUGAUAAACUUGUACUGUUGGAUACUGUCUUAGUAGGGGGAAUAUUUGAGAGACUAUUUGGAAUUAGUAGUUGUAACAGUCACAUGGUGAUGACUUUUUCACACGAAAAACAUAAGGCUUCGAAAGGAACUUAAAUGUAAUUUAAAUGUUCAUGUAUGGUGCCUGUUAUCUAUUGGUUAAAAUAUUGCUGUGAAUUUAAUUCAUUGUUUUCUAUUGGCACAGUCUUGUGAUUUGUUUUGUGAUGAGGACAUUCAUUUGUAAAUAUUUGCAACAUGUAUAUAUGUUGAUCCAAUAUUUGAGAAAUGCAUUAUCUUGAUGAAAAGAUUGAUUGAUUCAUAGUUGGAUCAUACAGUUGUAUAAUUCUAAUUCACUCAAGAGAAUUUUGUGAUCAGGGUUAUUUCAGUCAAACCUACUGCCACCCAAGGAAGCUGGAAUGUCAAAAUGAAUGUAUAUGGGGAUGAUUCUUUUGCAGUGGUGGAAGUUAGCACAAGACUCCUACCCAAGAUUGGUAAAAAGCUAUCCAGGCUUUCUGGAAUAUAUUAUAGCUUGUUAAAAAAAUCAAGCCAAUUUGUGAUAGAAUACUGGUUUCCUUCAACUUUCAUUUUUAUGACUGGGACAUUUUUAUGAAUUACAUUCUUCUAAGGGACGGUCCAAUUUGAAAUUGCCUUCCUCAGGUGGGCUGUAUGUUAAGACAGAUCAUGUUCAAUGGAUACAUGCAUAUUUGUCAAAUUGUGUGAAAUGCAGGCUCUGCAUUAGACAGACUUAACAUAUUCUAUUUCUUUAUUGAGAUACGCGUGUCUUGUGCUGAACCCUGGAAAAGCAAGUGUUCAAAUUCGGGCACUUUCUAUUAAUGUAAUUGAAAAUUAUGUGGUUUCACAUUCCAUCAGUGUUGUGGAAAUUUUGCAGAAAGAUUCCUGCAGAAAGUUUUUCAUUCAUUCAUACCGUCAUCAUUCUCUUAAAAUUGCAAUUGUACUUCAAUAUCAUAUUGAUAUUCAACGGAAAUGGUUAUAAAUUAUGUCACUUAGUCUUUCAAUUAAGUGUGGAAAGGUGUGUUGAAAAAUCAACAACAUGAAUUUUCAUAACAUUUAUGAUUAAUUGUAUGAAACAGCUUUACUUUUUGUUUUACUAAACAAAUAAGUCUGCGUAAGCUAUCAGAAUUAUCCAAGCAAAUAACAAGGCAGAAACAGUAGCACAAACAGUAAAUUAUUUGAGUUAGAUUUUUGUGUUAUUCUGAAAUUUUCAUUUCAUAAAAUUAUUAAUGAAAGGUUAAAGAACAACAAAUUUAACCUGAAUAAUGCCUGCUUCUUUUAACAAAGUUUUAUGCUAACUUGUUUUAUUGUGUUCAUUUUUGUUUACUUUGUAUGUAUUUAUCAUCAUUUGAUUCAUGAAUUAUUUGUACGUGUUUGAAUGUAUCAAAAUUUAAAAUGGAGAAAAAAAAGAGGAUAUAUAUUACAAUGUUGUUCAUUACAUAUUUCGUUGACAUUGUUAUAAUUGUUUGCAUUUCAUAUAUUGCCUUACUUUUGAUAGCAACAAUGGUAAACAUGUGUAUUAUAAGAAUAACAUUUUCAUCAUAGGCUUCGACAGUAACUUGAGAAUGUUGAAUUUCAAGAUAAUCAUGCUCAUACAAUUUUAAGUCAAACAUCUUUUGUUGCUUAAAUAAUGAAAUAUAUGCCAGAUUUUUGUAGAUUUUCAGUUUGAUUAAACCUUGAUUUGCCAUUUUCUAUUUUAAUUUUUACAGAAUUCUGCCCACAUGUUUUUGUUAUUUUUGUAUUUCAUAUUUUCUUUAUGAAUGUUAAAUUUCACUGUUUAAUAUCACUGUCAGUCAAAAACCUGUUUAAGGAAUAACUUUUAAGGCAUAGUUGCUAAGGAAUAAAAAGGGCAGUGUGUUAGGAACAUGUAUGCAUGAACACAUGUAAAAAUCAUGGUUGGUUGUCCUUGUUAUGCUCUUUCUCUGACUUGUAGAAAAACUACAGAUUCAGAUUACUAAUAAAUGUAUACAUAUGAAAUUGUUAUUAAAAUGAUUCCUGGUGUUUUUGACACUGUGGAUGUAUUCUAGAUUAAAUUGUCAUGCUUUCAAUGAAA